Hyaloscypha bicolor E is the source of this 520-nucleotide messenger RNA. RefSeq lists its product as uncharacterized. The coding region runs from base 41 to 397 and encodes 118 amino acids. The transcript has a single exon. Lineage: Eukaryota; Fungi; Ascomycota; Leotiomycetes; Helotiales; Hyaloscyphaceae. The record is from RefSeq and is a predicted model, not a curated record.
UGAAAGCUUGCAUCCAGUACCUCCUCCCAUUGACAUUGACAUGGCCACGGUCGUUGUGGCUGCUGCUGCUGAAGUACUUGUCGGCAUUACCAUACUCGUCGUUGCCGAUGGGAUUGACGCAGCCAUUGCCAUAUCCAUAUCCAUUUCGCUGAUUGUGUACUGGGAAAGCCGAGGUCUCGAGAACUCGUUGGGUACUCUCGGUACAACUCGUCUUCAGUCUGGAUCGUGCGCGGCUCAGACCAGCGAUUCAGUGCCUCGCACAAAGGAAGUAUUGGAAGAUAAAUGUGUUGAACAGUACACAUUCAUUUCAUACUACAUGUCGCAGAUCAUCCUCAAAACACCUCAAACCCACGCGAAAGCCGGGGCGCAGCAACACUCCAAAAGCUUCGGAGGGUAAAUGAAAAAGACUUAGGGACCUGAGAACGCUAUUUGGCCCGGGAGCCAACCAGAACUCCGCCACCGGAAAUUUCAAGCUACAAUGCGUUCCAGCAUUAGCGCAAAUUUGCUCGAGUUCUUCUGC